Molecule: messenger RNA, 462 nt
Organism: Ipomoea triloba (trilobed morning glory)
Lineage: Eukaryota; Viridiplantae; Streptophyta; Magnoliopsida; Solanales; Convolvulaceae
Product: WUSCHEL-related homeobox 5-like
Exons: 1
Coding region: 1-462 (153 amino acids)
Biological process (GO): plant organ development
Molecular function (GO): DNA-binding transcription factor activity; DNA binding
Source: RefSeq, a predicted model, not a curated record
AUGGCAGGUGGAUUUUACGCAGACGCGCCGCCGAGCCACGGCGGCAGAGGGACGAAAUGUGGGCGGUGGAAUCCGACGACCGAACAGGUUAAACUUCUGAGUGAUCUUUUCAGUGGCGGCCUUCGAACCCCAACAACGGAUCAGAUCCAGAAGAUAUCUUGUGAGCUUAGCUUUUAUGGAAAGAUUGAGAGCAAGAACGUUUUCUACUGGUUUCAAAACCACAAAGCUCGUGAAAGACACAAACGGCGACGUAUAGUCUCGGUGGAUGAUGAAGAGAAAGAUCGGGUGGGUGUCGGGUCGGGUGAAAGGGUGGUGGAGACUUUGCAGCUAUUCCCAUUAAACUCCAUUGAUGAAUUGAGAUUUUGUGGGGAUAAUAAGAAGAAUGCUGCGUUUCAUUGCAGUAGCGAUAUUGGAAUUCAGAUGGAUCAUCCAAUGCUAGAUCUUCGUCUAAGCUUCAUUUGA